GAUGCCUCGGCCAAUGGUGCUGUCGGAUCCAGGCCAGGACGGUCCUGCCGGAGUUUGCUGGAGCAGUGCGCGGCCGCUCCGUGUGCGGGGAGCUAGGCAGCCUGAGUAACCCCACCGUCCCCUCCAUGUACCCCGGACACCCCAGCCCUGACUAACCCCCCUCCGGCAGCAUGUCCUCUCCUCCCGCACGGGAGAUCAAGCAGGAGAGCGCACAGCCCGAGGAAUGCGGUGCCCCGUACACCUCAGAGCCGGUGAAGAGCGAGCUGGGCGCCCCGUACACCCUGUGCUUCUCCCCGGAGCACGUCGCCUGUGUGUGUGAGGCGCUGCAGCAGGGGGGUGACCUGGAGCGGCUGGCUCGCUUCUUGUGGUCGCUUCCCCAGAGCGAGCUGCUACGUGGCAGCGAAAGUAUCCUGAAAGCCCGGGCGCUCGUGGCUUUCCACCAGGGCCGCUACCAGGAGUUGUUCGGCGUCCUGGAGAGCCACAACUUCCAUGUGUCCAACCACGCCAUGCUGCAGGACCUGUGGUACAAGGCGCGGUAUAUCGAGGCGGAGAAGGCCCGCGGCAGGGCACUGGGAGCCGUGGACAAGUACCGGCUGCGCAGGAAGUUCCCGUUGCCCCGCACCAUCUGGGACGGCGAGGAGACCGUGUACUGCUUCAAGGAGAAGUCCCGCAACGCGCUCAAGGAGCUUUACCAGCACAACCGCUACCCGUCCCCCGCAGCCAAACGCAACCUGGCCAAGAUCACCGGCCUGUCCCUCACGCAGGUCAGCAACUGGUUCAAGAACCGCCGGCAGCGGGACCGCAACCCGUCCGAGGCGCAGAGCAAGAGUGAGUCGGAUGGAAACCACAGCACAGAAGAUGAGUCAAGCAAGGGGCAGGAUGAACUAUCUCCACAUUCUCUUCCUAAUUCAUCGGAUGGGAUUUCCACCAUAAAUAUUUCUGGUACCACUGAUACCGUAUAUAUGCAGCAAAUUGGAAAUAAAAUUUCUUUAAGUUCUUCUGGAGUAUUGUUAAACGGAAGCCUGGUAUCUGCCAAUACUUCACCUGUCUUCUUAAAUGGAAGCUCAUUUAUCCAGGGACAUAAUGGAGUGCUGCUAAAUGGUUUAAAUGUGACAAAUUCACAGCCUGUGACACUAAAUUCACCAAAAAUGUCUUCCGCAGUUGUAAGCAACAAUGCCUCAAACUCUGACGUCUUGGUCUCUUCUGCAGAAGAAGCAAAGGAGUUUAAGGUUUUUCAGGGUGGGAUGACAGAUUCCACCACAACCUACAGUGGGAAUUUACAGUCUUCCUUCCCCGGACUGAUAUCUGCCUCAGAGGUCAAAAGUGAAAAUCUCCAAACUGUUACUUCUCAAGAUGGUGGAACUGUGGUUACAUUCUCUGCACCUAUACAGAUAAACCCUUAUGGCAUUGUGCAGAUCCCAAACUCUGGAACAAAUGCCCAGCUGAUUAAUGGAAGUAUUGGCUUCUCCACACUCCAGUUGCCCUCUCUCACAGUUUCACAAGGCAAUUUACCAACCACUCCCGGUACUUCUGAUGGGACGACCUUUACAAGUGACACCAUCUCAAGUGGAGAGCAAGGCAAGGUCUUCCUUGGUUCCCUCCCACCCAGCACAGUUGUCUACACAGUUCCUCAUUCACUAAAACAAGACGGACUGGAAAGAAGCCUAGUAUUUUCUCAGUUAAUGCCUGUCAAUCAGAGCACAGCACAGGUUAACAUUAACAUGUCUUCAGAUGAAGCUCUGCAGUCUAAUGCAAAUCCAACACACAGUUUUACCCUUGCCUCUCCAACCUUAAUAAAUGCGUCUGGACAACUUAUCUCUACUGGAGACCAAUCUCUAGGUCCCAGCCUGCCUAUUUCUGCACCUGCAACCACCACCUCCAGUGUGACUGCCACUAGUAAUGCAGGCUUUGCUUCACUUCAGAACUGUCACUAUAUUAGUACCCAAGACUUACUGUCCAUGUCUUCUGCACAAACUGUCCUUGGGGAACCAGUCUGUGCAACCAGCAAUAAUGUCAGUCAUCCCACUACACAGGUCCUUCAGGAUUUUAGUGGGCAUCAUAAUCUGGUUCUUCAGUCCAUGCCUGACGCAAAAGAAAAUUAUUUAUCUAUUUCGCACAACACAUCUAUAAGUGGGAGCGUCAUGUUGUUAGAUUCAAAAUCAAAAUACGUGAUCAGCAACAUGAUCAGCCCUGACGGUCACGGGGCUGCAACGGACAAAAAAGAAUUGGCCAGGCUGCAGAAUGUUCAAUUGGAAGAAGAUAUGCAAGAUUUAUGAUGCAAUGUUCGCCUGAUAUCUUAUGGGACGAUAUAUCAUCUUGUUCAUACAAUCAAGUUUGAAAUGUUGUCUUGAAUUCAGUUUUAAUACGGCAGCACUGUUUUGUUACCUUUGUGUAAACGGCAAACUUUUUUUUUGUGUGCAGAUUUUGAUAUCUAAGGGUUACAGCUUUAUGAACCCAAGUUUUCCACCGCAUGUUAUAUAAAAGUGGAAUAGGUACUAAAGAAAUGAGUUAUUUUUGUUUGAUUUUUGUUUUUAAAGGGGUUAAGCUGGAAUGAAUUUUUGGCUUUUUUUGGACUUCAGAUUAGUUUAACGCCCCGUUUACUUUGUGUUUAACAAAUGAAAUCAGACUUUUUUGCUUUUGAGCAGCUACAUUUUUGUAGAAACUUUAGCUGGAUUCAAAAUGUUACGGAUAUUUUUCCAGCGGGAUUAUUAAGCAGCGUAAACUAUAAAAUGCUGAGUCCACUACAUGGAGUAAAGGCACAGUUAUUAGCAUACCUUUGUUUCUAUUAACCUGUAAUAAGCAAUGUACAGUGUAUGUACAUGAAUUGUUCGUUUUUUGUUUUGUUGUAGAAGUGGAUUUGUACAAUUACAUCAAUACGUUUGUUUGGAAAAAACACGCUUAAAGGGACAGUCUACUCCAGGAUUUUUGUUUAAAAAGAUAUUCUCUUUAUUACCCAUUCCCCAGUUUUGCAUAACCAACAUGGUUAUAUUUAUACUUUUUACCUCUGUGAUAACCUUGUAUCUAAGCCUCUGCAGACUGCUCCCUUUAGUUCUUUUGACACUUGCAUUUUAACAAAUCAGUGCUGACUCCUAGGUAACUCCACGUGCGUAAGCACAAUAUUAUCUAUAUGGCACACAGGAACUAAUGCCCUCUAGCUGUGAAAAACUGUCAAUGCCCUGAGAUAAGACGGCCUUCAAGGGCUUAGAAAUUAGCAUAUGAGCCUGUCUAGGUUUAGCUUUCAACAAAGAAUACCAAGAGAACAAAGAAAAUUUUAUGAUAAAAGUAAAUUGUAAAGUUGUUUAAAAUUACAUCCCCUAUCUGAAUCAUGAAAGUUUAAUUUUGACUAGACUGUACCUUUUAAGUAUAAAAAUUGUAACCUGCAAGAAAAAAAAAAUCCCUUUUUUUUUUUUUUUUUUUUUUUUUCUUUUUUUUUUUCUUCCUCCUGUAUUCAUAAUCGUAUUUUAUUGCCAUUAUGUUUUUAAUGCCUAUAGUUUGUUCUAUAAUACCCCGUGCCUUUAGGCCUUUGGCCACCUAUUCAUAGCAAAGCACAUGGAAAGGAGAAUGUUGUAGUGUUGUUCACAACCACCUUAUCCUCAGAGCUAGCUAUUACUUAUUGAAUGUUAUUGUAGUUAUUAAGCACACUAAAAAAAGGGAAAAAGACAAUCAGCUUUUUAUACAAGGGGUUUCCCUAAUUUAACCUAUCUAUGCGGUUUAGAACAGUUUAAACACUACAUUUGGAUGACUUGUUUUGCACUAUUCUACAGUUUUAACUGAGUGACUAGUAUUUUUUCACUAUUGCUUGGGACCUGCAUUAACAAUACAGAAUUAGAUGACACUAUGCUUAAUAGAGGAAAAACGGAUACCGGUAUUUCCUGUGAUCUUUAUGACAAAGCAUUAUCAUGCACCAAACUCCUGGAUUUUAGUUCACCGAAACAUAAUCCCUUUUUUUUACUUUUGGUGGGGGGGGGGGGGGGUGGUUGCAGGUGGUAAAUCAUAACAAUUUUAAAUCUACUAACUGCAAGUGGUAAUAAAAAGAAAAUGCAAAUUCUUAUUGGAUCCAGAAAUCAAUCUGGAGUAGUAGUAGCUAACUUUAUUUUAAAUGACAAAAAAUACUAAUAAAAAAAAUCAGUGCAUGUGUAUUAUCUGGCCUUUCCUUUUACGUGUAAGCAGGCUUCAUUGCAUGUUUUUUUAUUUAUUUUUUUUCCUUUUGUGCCUUAAGAUUAUGAGAACAUAUCUAUGUUCAUAGUGUAGCAUUAAUAUUGCUUUUGUAGUUAAUGGUACCAACCUUAUGUCAUGAAACAUUUCUGCGCAGUUACCCAACCAAAGAGGUAUCAACUUUAUUUUCAUUGUACUGUAAUAGGGAACUAUGCCUGGACAAGUUUUAUUGUAUUCUGAAAUGAUGUGAACUUAUUUUUCUAAACACUAUACUGAAUAAACUUUUAUAUUUAUACAAAAAAAAAA
Bombina bombina (fire-bellied toad) is the source of this 4461-nucleotide messenger RNA. It is a transcript of the gene SIX4, whose product is annotated as SIX homeobox 4. Gene Ontology annotation, biological process: regulation of transcription by RNA polymerase II. Gene Ontology annotation, molecular function: RNA polymerase II cis-regulatory region sequence-specific DNA binding; DNA-binding transcription factor activity, RNA polymerase II-specific. Gene Ontology annotation, cellular component: nucleus; transcription regulator complex. The record is from RefSeq and is a predicted model, not a curated record. The coding region runs from base 171 to 2276 and encodes 701 amino acids. The transcript is spliced from 3 exons. NCBI's taxonomy places the organism in Eukaryota, Metazoa, Chordata, Amphibia, Anura, Bombinatoridae.